AUGGAGAUCGCGCUGGUGACUCUGGAGAACGGCGGAACCACGGCCAUCGCGGGCGGCGACGAUGCCGCGGCCGCCGGCGACCGGGCGCGCUGGCGGGGCAACUUGCUGCACCUCGCCGGCUCUCCCCAGCUGAGCGACGGCAAGGAGAGCGCCCCGCCGGGCCCGCCGCCCGCGGGGGACGAGGAGCGGGAGCGGCCCCCGCCGGGUCCCCGCGCAGGAGGCGGCGGCGCGGGCGGCCCCGACGAGCGGCCGGCGGAGCCCCGCGCAGCCCCCGCGCCCCCGCCGCGGCCGCCGCCCCGCGCCCCGCGCCCCGCCGCGGACAUGGGGCCGCCCGAGGAGGGGGGACACCGCCGGGGCAUGGCCAUGGCGGCGGCGGGCGACGAGGAGGAGGAGGCGGCGGCGGCGGCCAACUCGGGCCCCAUGCACCACCAGCGGGUGCUGAUCAACAUCUCGGGGCUGCGCUUCGAGACGCAGCUGGGCACCCUCAACCAGUUCCCCGACACGCUGCUGGGCGACCCCGACAAGCGCAUUCGCUACUUCGACCCGCUCCGCAACGAGUACUUCUUCGACCGCAACCGGCCGAGCUUCGACGGCAUCCUCUACUUCUACCAGUCCGGGGGCAAGCUCCGCCGGCCCGUCAACGUCUCCAUCGACGUCUUCGCCGACGAGAUCCGCUUCUACCAGCUGGGCGAGGAGGCCAUGGAGCGCUUCCGAGAGGACGAGGGCUUCAUCAAAGAGGAGGAGAAGCCCCUGCCUCGCAAUGAGUUCCAGCGCCAGGUCUGGCUCAUCUUUGAGUACCCCGAGAGCUCCAGCUCAGCCCGGGCCAUCGCCAUCGUCUCAGUGCUGGUCAUCCUCAUCUCCAUCAUCACCUUCUGCCUGGAGACCCUGCCCGAGUUCAGGGACGAGAGGGAGAUGCCCGUACCCCUGCCCCCCCAAGGAGGAGGUUUGAAUGGCACGCCCGGGGACUCCCCACCCAUGCAGCCACCGAGUAGCCUGGCUGAUCCCUUCUUCAUCAUCGAGACCACCUGUGUGAUCUGGUUCACCUUCGAGCUCCUUGUGCGCUUCUUCGCCUGCCCCAGCAAGCCCGAGUUCUCUCGCAACAUCAUGAACAUCAUCGACAUCGUGGCCAUCAUCCCCUACUUCAUCACCCUGGGCACCGAGCUGGCCCAUGAGCAGCAGCAGCCCGGGGCUGGCAGCAGCAAUGGGGGUGGGGGCCAGCAGCAAGCCAUGUCCCUGGCCAUCCUCAGAGUCAUCCGCCUGGUCAGAGUCUUCAGGAUUUUCAAGCUCUCCAGGCACUCCAAGGGGCUGCAGAUCUUGGGACAGACUUUGAAAGCCAGCAUGAGGGAACUGGGUCUCCUCAUCUUCUUCCUCUUCAUUGGGGUGAUCCUCUUCUCCAGCGCUGUCUACUUUGCUGAGGCUGAUGACCCUGAGUCUCAUUUCUCCAGCAUCCCUGAUGCGUUCUGGUGGGCAGUAGUAACCAUGACUACCGUGGGCUAUGGGGACAUGAGACCUGUCACUGUGGGGGGCAAGAUUGUGGGCUCCUUGUGUGCCAUUGCUGGUGUGCUGACAAUUGCCCUGCCUGUACCUGUCAUCGUGUCCAACUUCAACUACUUCUACCACCGAGAGACUGACCACGAAGAGCAGGCUAUCCUCAAAGAUGAACACAGUAGUGCUCAGGGCAGCACUGGCGGGGGGGAAGUGAAGAGAAGACCCAGUAAAAACUCUCUAAACAAAUCUGUUGUGCACUUGGAAAACAGUGAGGAGUUCAACAGUGGCACCAGCUCCUUAGAGAAAGCCAAUAUCAAAGCGAAAAGUAACGUAGAUCUCAGAAAAUCCCUCUAUGCUCUCUGUCUGGACACCAAUAGGGAAACAGACCUGUGAGGAAAGGAGACAAUUAGA
Pseudopodoces humilis (Tibetan ground-tit) is the source of this 1899-nucleotide messenger RNA. RefSeq names its product potassium voltage-gated channel subfamily A member 5 (gene KCNA5). Gene Ontology annotation, biological process: action potential; protein homooligomerization; potassium ion transmembrane transport. Gene Ontology annotation, molecular function: protein binding; delayed rectifier potassium channel activity. Gene Ontology annotation, cellular component: voltage-gated potassium channel complex; intercalated disc; membrane. The record is from RefSeq and is a predicted model, not a curated record. NCBI's taxonomy places the organism in Eukaryota, Metazoa, Chordata, Aves, Passeriformes, Paridae.